Molecule: messenger RNA, 537 nt
Organism: Triplophysa dalaica
Lineage: Eukaryota; Metazoa; Chordata; Actinopteri; Cypriniformes; Nemacheilidae
Product: complement factor D-like
Exons: 5
Biological process (GO): proteolysis
Molecular function (GO): serine-type endopeptidase activity
Source: RefSeq, a predicted model, not a curated record
AUGAUCAUCAUCUCUCUUCUCCUGUUGGGCUCUCUGCUGCAACACCUGAGCUUCUCAGUGAAUGGCAGUGAAGCAUGACCUCGCUCCAGACCUUACAUGGUUUCAAUUCAGGUGUAUGGCUCACAUAGUUGUGGAGGACUCCUCAUCUCUGAACAGUUUGCCGAAGGUUUGUGUUCUUUGAACAGCAAGAAGACUUUGACGGUUGUGGCAGGUGCACAUGACUUCAGUAAAAGAGAAGACACUGUCCGUAUUAAUGUUGACUCUUAUGAGAUGCAUCCGUGCUACAAGCAAGAUCCAGCAAAAUCUAAACAAGGGGACAUUAUGGAUCUGAAGCCAUUAAAAGAUAUUUACAUAGCUUCAAGUAUGCUGUGUGUACAUGGCCAUGGAGGAUCCUGCAAGGGGGAUUCCGGAGGUCCUCUAGUCUGUGGAGACACUGCAGUGGGUGUAUCAUCCUUCAGUCGCAUAAAAGAUCAAGCUGAUGUUUAUACUGAAAUCUCAGCAUUUCUUGUAUGGAUCCAGAAUGUAACUAAGAGCUAA